GAUGGGAAGUGAUAAUUCAAAGGCCAAAGCUCAAAAAAAGUAAAAUCCUCCUUAAAAUUCUGCCCCAAAGCCACCUCCAAAGAAAAGACCACAAGAGGAGAAUGUAUGAUAUAUUAUUUAUGCUACAGAAUUGGAUGUAUGAUUUGAUUUUACAAUAUUUGGCAUCGCCUAUCUGGAGAAACCCAAUAUCAGACUUUUUGGAUGAGCAUUGCAUCAUUUUUGAUGAUGAGGAAGAGAACAAAAUAGUUUACUAAGAAAUUCAUAAAGUACUAAUGUAUAAAAAGAAAAAUAGAAAUUCAAAAAUAUGAUCGAAGCCAUGAUGGAAUAGUUAAUGUAGGAUAUAGGUGUUGAUGAUGAAGAAUACUUAAGAAAAGUAAUAGAAAUUGGAUUGAAAAAUAAAAAACAUAAAAAGUAUUUUGAAUAGCUCCUGGUUGUUGAAAAUUUCUUAGUUUUCAAAAAAUUAAUGUUAAAGAGAAAUAAGGAAUUAGAAUAUGAAGCAUUGAAAGAGUUAUAAAAAAUUGAUGUAAAGAUAUAUUACUAAAAGUUUUAAGGGAGGAAAAAAUCUUGAAAUGGAUCUUAAGGUAAAAUAAGCUGAAUUGGAAAAAGAGAGAAUGUAAAUAGAGCAUGCUGUUGCUAUGUCAAUUGCUGUAGAAUAAGAAAAGAGCAAAUUAUAAAUUUAAGAAGAGGAAGAACUUUAAGAAGCAAUUAAAAUGAGUUAAAAACUAUUCGAACAAUAAUGUACUUCAUUAGCAUCUUUAUAUAGAAUCUGAAUUAUUGAAAAGUAAUAUGGAAUAACAAAAGUAAAUUCAUCAAUAGCCAUCAGCCUCUUAAUAAUAAUAACCUAUCGUACCAGAUUAAAAGGUGGAAUCUGUUUUGAUAUUUGAUGAUGAAGUUGCAGCAGAAAAGAAUCAAUCGAAUGUUGUUGAAUAACAAUAAUAAUAAAUAUAAGGAAAGAAUGAAGAAAAAUAAUCAAGACUUAGAGAACCUCUACCCUAAAUUGUUUAAGAUAAAAAAGAAGUUUUAAGCUUAGCUUAAGAGAGAGAAGCAUUGAUGAAUUAGGGAAAUUAAUUAAAAGAGAAUCUCAAAGAAAUAGUAUGAUAAAUAAUCAAACAUAUUAGGAAGAAACAUUCAAAUAAAAUAUGAAGAAUUAAUAAGAUUAAGAAACUUUAGAAUAAAGGAAAUUAAGAUUAUAAUAACAAAGAGAAUUAAUCAAAUAGAAGAAAAUGAAAGAAAGAAAAGAUGAAAUUGAGUAAUAUAAAGCUGUAAGUAUAAAAUCUAUAAUAAGGUUGGUGAAUAAGACAAGCCAGCCUAGGAGUUACAUGAUAAAGAAAAAGGACCUCUAGUUGUUGAUAUGGUUAUAAAUAUUCAUUUAUAAUAGAAUGAUUUUGUGGCUGAUUAAAAGCGAGCUCAAGAACUGGAACUGAAAAAGUAAGAAUUACGAAAGAGAGCAGAACUAUUAAGAAAGAUCAAAUAAGACGCAUAAUCAGAACAAAGUUGA
Messenger RNA from Paramecium pentaurelia, 1498 nucleotides. Lineage: Eukaryota; Ciliophora; Oligohymenophorea; Peniculida; Parameciidae. The record is from the annotation of a GenBank genome assembly.